Molecule: messenger RNA, 3799 nt
Organism: Fundulus heteroclitus (mummichog)
Lineage: Eukaryota; Metazoa; Chordata; Actinopteri; Cyprinodontiformes; Fundulidae
Product: copine-8
Exons: 18
Coding region: 284-1813 (509 amino acids)
Biological process (GO): cellular response to calcium ion
Cellular component (GO): plasma membrane
Molecular function (GO): calcium-dependent phospholipid binding
Source: RefSeq, a predicted model, not a curated record
UCCUCUCUCCUCCGGAGCUCGGAGGCGCACAAGACGCGCCGCGGCACCGCGUUUAUGUGUUUUUUCCCCCUCUCUGCGGUUUUUGUUUCCGCGCUUCCAGAAGAAAACGUUUGGCCUAUAGUUGGCAAAAAUAAACAAAUCAAGCCAAAGUAAUUAAACAGAACCAAAAAAGAAAAAUCCUCCCCGGUUCUUGGCUCCUUUCUGACCCAGUCGCGCCUCCCCUCAUGCCGCCGCUGAGGCUCCGGAGAAGAGGCGGCUUGUGAUCGGACCGAGCGGCAUCUCCAUGAACAUGGCGCGCAUCGGGGACGCAGACCCCUUCACCGCUGCGAUACCUGCCACCAAAGUUGAGCUGACGGUGUCCUGCAGAAACCUGCUGGAUAGAGACACGUUCUCCAAGUCCGAUCCAAUUUGUGUCCUGUACACUCAAGGGAUCGCUAACAGAGAAUGGAGAGAGCAAAUUAAUUUCAAUGACUCCUUCCUGUUCAUCAAAGGACUGUGUGGAAUUCCAGGAAAGAAAUGUGGCAGCAUCAUAAUUAGAUCAGAGGAGCUGAGCAACUGCAGGGAGUCAGUGAUGCUUCAGUUUUGCGGCAACAAGUUGGAUAAGAAGGACUUCUUUGGAAAAUCGGACCCUUUCCUGGUGUUUUACCGCAGUAAUGAAGAUGGAUCGCACACCAUCUGCCACAAAACAGAGGUGGUGAAGAAUACUCUGGACCCGGUGUGGCAGGCUUUUAAAAUUCCUGUCAGGGCGCUGUGCAACGGAGACUACGACAGGAGCAUUAAGGUGGAAGUUUAUGACUGGGACAGAGACGGAGGUCAUGACUUCAUCGGAGAGUUCAGCACAAGCUACAGAGAAAUGUGCAGAAGCCAGUCACAGUUCCACGUCUAUGAGGUACUCAAUCCAAAGAAGAAAGGGAAGAAGAAGAAGAAGUACCUCAACUCAGGAACCGUGACGCUCCUCUCCUGCCUGGUGGACACUGAGCUGUCCUUCCUGGACUACAUCAGAGGCGGGACACAGAUUAAUUUCACGGUGGCAAUUGAUUUCACAGCAUCAAACGGAAACCCAUCCCAGCCCACCUCACUCCAUUACAUGAGCCCGUACCAACUGAAUGACUACGCUAUGGCGCUGCGAGCCAUCGGAGAGAUCAUCCAGGACUAUGAUAGUGACAAGAUGUUUCCUGCGCUGGGUUUCGGUGCCAAGCUCCCACCAGACGGGCGUGUCUCCCAUGAAUUUCCCCUGAAUGGUAAUCCACAGAACCCGUACUGCAAAGGCAUUGAUGGGGUAAUGGAGGCCUACUACCAGAGCCUAAAGAGUGUGCGCCUAUAUGGACCCACCCACUUCUCACCUGUCAUUAACCAUGUGGCCAGGUAUGCCUCAGCAGUGACAGACGGCUCGCAGUACUUCAUCCUUCUCAUCAUCUCGGAUGGUGUCAUCACUGACAUGGCGCAGACCAAGGAGUCCAUAGUAAAUGCUGCAUCUCUGCCCAUGUCCAUUAUAAUAGUUGGAGUUGGACCAGCAGAAUUUGAUGAAAUGAUUGAGCUAGACGGGGAUGAAGAGAGGAUCUCAUCCCAAGGACGAUAUGCGGAAAGGGACAUUGUUCAGUUUGUUCCUUUCAGAGACUACAUCGACCGGCGAGGAAACCACAUCCUCAGCAUGGCUCGCCUGGCUAAAGAAGUGCUAGCCGAAAUCCCAGACCAGUUUCUUUCCUACAUGAGGACCCGAGGGAUCAAACCGGGUCCCCAGCCUCCACCUUACACCCCCUGUCCACCUCCAGCAAUCCAUCCCCUCCAUACCAGACGGGUAAGCCGGAUCUAAAGGGCAAGGCUCCACCCUCCACAUCAGCUGGCCAUCCUAACCGGCUUCUAAUCCUCUCUUUGAGCUUCCUUUUCUCGCUUUAGUCUUCACUGGAAGCUUGUGAGCACACGGUGAACUUCACCCGCUGUCUCAUGUUGCACUUUCGGGAAUGUUUGGCUACAGUGGGUAGCCCCGACGGGGACGCUGCCACGUUUUUGUGAAGACGGGACUUUGCGCUGACGUGUUUGAAGGGUAGUGGUAACUUCAUCACCGGACUGCGUGGGGAGGAGGGAACAGUAAGGCCUCCAGGCUGAAGGAGUCCGAACUGGUGAGACUGUUUUGACAAAAACACUGUCCAUUCUUCUUUAUUCCUCUGUAUCCACUUCCUCGACCGUUCACAAAAAUCUCUUGAUACUUAAAUGUUUACAUGUGGAAAGUGGAGAGGGUUUUUUUCAGGUGAAAACAAUUUAUACCGAUCAAUGUGAAAACCUUUUCGCAGGCAGAACCUGGAGGUUGUGAAUUUGUUCGAAAACAUUUAGGCCCUGGAGCCAUUUUCUGUUUCUUUUUCUUUCUUUUUUUUUCUUUCAUUGUGUACAGUCAAUAUUCUGUUCUCUUUAAAUAAAUACAGCAUGUUUUAGUUUAGGAGAAGCAUGCACUGUUGUCCCACACUCAGGGCUUGUUCCCUCCACACCAACUUGCCGCCCGCCCGCCGCCGCUGCUACGUCGCUCCACAAAACGAACCCAUCACCGCCUGAGCUCUUCCCUACUUCUGCUCCAUCCACCUGCCUUGACUCGAAAAGGAAGCUGUGCUACCUGGGAGUCCGGUCAAAUCAAAUGCAGCAGGGACUCGAACCAGCCUUACUGUAGUGUCAGAAAACAUGCACAGGCACCCCUAUAAUCCACCGUGGCUUCUGGAAACGAGGAUCUCCAAGCCCAGCAGUCAAAAACACAACAUCUCAUUACAGAGUCUGACUGUGAGCUGCGAUCUACAGCGUCGUUAGUUUUUGUGAAACUACACCGCGCUUCAGAGGCAUUGUUGUGUGUUUUGUUAUGUCUCUCUACCUCUUACUUUAAUCUGUACAAAAAGUAUCUAUUGUUUAUUUUCUUGUAAAUAGGAAGUCUUGUAAGUGACAUCAGUUAACCUGGGUUAGGGUUAGCUUUCUUAGCAAUUAUACAAGAUGAUUGCCAAAUUGCAGGUUUAGACCUCACGUAGCACCUUGGUUGCUAUUAGAUCAGGUGACUCAAUCUUUAGUGGUAGCAACACACUCUGAAUAUGAGCACAACAAAUAACCACCUGAUGAAACUCAAACUCUAUGUCCAAAGCCAUCCAAAUAGACUAAAGGAAAGACUCUGAGAACUCGUUAUGUGUUGUUCCUUUAACUUCCAACUUGGACGUUUCACAUCAUCGAGUAGAUUUUAGUAUCGGUCAAACACAACCUGAGUAAAUAGAAAAAUCUGUUUUUCAAAUACUAAAUUCCUUUACUAAUGGAAGAAGACUCUCCCAAAUCAACCUGGCGUCAUGUGAAAAAGGUAUUUGCCCCCCAAACCAUCUGUGGCAACACAUGGCAUCAAGCAUUUUCAAUGACUGGCAAUAAGUUAGUCACGUCGCAGUGAAAGAAAUUCUGCCAACUUUUUUUUUGCUAAAUUGUUUAAGUUCAGCCAUUUUGUAGGAUUUCAGAGCAUGACUAGCCAAUUUCAGUUAAGGCCACAUCCUCUUAAUUGGAUUGAAAUCCAGACUGUGACAAGACUGUAAGAUGUUUUCGUUCAUCAAUCUUUUUUCUUUUUUUUCACUCAGAAAUGAAUUUGUGGGCCUGCUUUGGAUCAUAGUCCUAAUGUGUAAUCCAAGUCUGCUUGAAUUUAAAGUAACAAACUGAUGACUGGAUAUUUUUCUGCUGAAUAACGGAGCAUGCGUUUAGAUUAACAAUAGCAAGUUUUCUAUGCCAUGAAGCAGCAAAGUUGGACCAAACCACCACACUAACACCCCCCCCCCCCCUACAACAUAUGACC